AUGAGGACGAUUCACGAGCGUAAGGAUGGAACGUUUAUGACACCUGCUUUCAUCAGCAGCUCUCAUGUAUUCCUGUCGGAUCCUUGCUUUUGGUCGAGUGGAAGGGUUUCAGGGAGACGGCACCGCAACGCAGUCUACUCGAAGCCCCAAAGUGGCACGGUCCGCCUGCCAACCCGCCUCGUGCUCGAAGACGCGCCGAGUCGGGAGAAGACUACCCAGUUUGAUCGCGCUGAGUUUGAUCGCUAUGUUCAAAAUACGUAUGCGCGGUAUCCGCUGACCCUGGUGAGUGGCCGCGGCUCAAAAGUCGUCGACGACAACGGGCGAACGUACAUCGACUGUGUGGCGGGAAUCGCGACUUGCUCCCUAGGCCACGCAGAUCCGAGGCUUGUUUCUGCAGUGUCGGACCAAAUUCGUCGCCUACAUCAUGUGUCGAACUUGUAUUAUACAGUAGAGCAGGCAAGUUUAGCCAAGUGGCUUGUUGAGCACUCCUGCGGCGACCGCGUGUUCUUCUGUAACUCGGGCGCUGAGGCCAACGAGGCAGCGCUCAAGCUGGUACGGAAGUACGCGCACACCCAACUCGGUUUGGAUGUGCCGGUGGUGGUCACGGCGAUGAACAGCUUCCACGGUCGAACGCUGGCGACCAUCACUGCAACAGGUCAGCCGAAGUACCAGCGCGGCUUCGAACCGUUGAUGCCGGGAUUUCGAUACGUUCCCUACAACGACGUAGCUGCACUGGAACGCGUUGUCAACGAGCUAGAGCAGAUGCGGAACUCUUGGUGGCGACGGAUCCAAGGUGCACCUCGAACUGGCUUGGCAGCGAUUAUGCUGGAGGCGUUGCAAGGCGAAGGGGGCGUCAUGCCAGGAGACCGAGCCUUUUUCGCUGCUGCUCAGCGCAUUUGUGAACGAACUGGUGCAUUGCUGGUGCUCGAUGAGGUACAGGUUGGCAUGGGGCGGACAGGUAAGCUCUUUGGCUUCGAGAAUCUCUCCAUACAGCCGGACAUCUUCACGCUCGCCAAGGGACUUGGCGGCGGAAUACCUAUCGGGGCCAUGAUCUGCAAUGCCCGCUUGCGCGAUAUCCUGCAACCUGGCGAGCACGCCUCGACCUUUGGCGGGAAUCCGCUGGCCUGUCGUGCGGGUCUCGUGGUCACUAGGGCGCUGGUCGAGGACAAUGUGCUGGAGAAUGUACGCGCUCGCGGCGCUCAGCUUCGUAACACGCUCGAGUCCCUGGCUCGUGCGUACCCUUCGGUGGUGCGCGAGACUCGUGGCUGGGGCCUCAUUCAAGGACUAGAGUUUCACGAGCCGUGCUCACCACAAUUUGUCCAAGCUGCGAUGCGUGAGGGCGUCCUGCUAGUGCCAGCAGGCCCGCGUGUUGUUCGCUUCGUACCACCCCUGACGAUAACGGAAAGCGAGCUCGAAGAAGCCAUUCAGGCGACGCGGCGAGCUUUUCGAAAUCUAUUCGGAUCCGAGUCCUGA
Cyanidioschyzon merolae strain 10D is the source of this 1473-nucleotide messenger RNA. RefSeq names its product acetylornithine transaminase. Gene Ontology annotation, molecular function: identical protein binding; transaminase activity; pyridoxal phosphate binding. The transcript has a single exon. The coding region runs from base 1 to 1473 and encodes 490 amino acids. Gene Ontology annotation, biological process: arginine metabolic process. NCBI's taxonomy places the organism in Eukaryota, Rhodophyta, Bangiophyceae, Cyanidiales, Cyanidiaceae. The record is from RefSeq and is a predicted model, not a curated record.